Messenger RNA from Penicillium verrucosum, 687 nucleotides. RefSeq lists its product as uncharacterized. The coding region runs from base 1 to 687 and encodes 228 amino acids. The transcript has a single exon. The record is from RefSeq and is a predicted model, not a curated record. NCBI's taxonomy places the organism in Eukaryota, Fungi, Ascomycota, Eurotiomycetes, Eurotiales, Aspergillaceae.
AUGAGCUCGUACCUCUCAUCCUUUACCACCUCUUCGGCCAUUUCUGGCCUGGGCUCCCGGCUCACCAACCUUCGCCGUGCCAUUACCCUAGGCGACGAAGGAGACGACCCUGACAAUGAAGACUGCUCCCACAUCUCCAACGCCCUUCGCGCCUACUACACCGAAAAGGGCCGUCCGUUCCCACCAUGGCUCCCCCAAGAUCCCAAGGGUCCAGCUCCGGCCCCCUCCCGCCAGAUUGCGACUUCACAACUACCCUCCGGUGGCUACAACCAAGCGCCCACCAACCAAAACGCCGGCCGGGGCGGCGGUCUAGGUGAUCUAUGGGGUGAUUCUCCCUCAUCUCAAGGACCGGUCCCGCAGACAGCUAGUCUUCGUCGCGGACGUGGUGGCACAGCACCACCGCUCGCCUCGGCCAACAGUGCGCCAUCAGGUCCGGCCAUUACACUUUCUCAGUCCCAUUCGCCUGCUGCAUCGGGCUCCCCCAGUCCAUCUGGAGGGCGGCCAUUGCCCAGUCAGCGAGCUGGCUCGAGUCAGUCUGCCCAGACUCGUCCGAAUCUUGAUCGUGUUGGAUCGGGUGGUGGUUCAGCCCAGGACCGACUGCGAGCCAGAUUACAGGGAGGAAGAUCCCCUAGUCCCCAUGUUGACCCCAGUGUCCGGAAGCCUGUUGGAAUGUCUGGAAGACGGUGA